Messenger RNA from Penicillium waksmanii, 1071 nucleotides. RefSeq lists its product as uncharacterized. The coding region runs from base 1 to 1071 and encodes 356 amino acids. The transcript has 6 exons. Lineage: Eukaryota; Fungi; Ascomycota; Eurotiomycetes; Eurotiales; Aspergillaceae. The record is from RefSeq and is a predicted model, not a curated record.
AUGGCCGAAAUCGACGUUGCGGCACCGAUUGAACUGCCGGUCAUUGACAUCUCCGAUCCCCAUGACCCCGCCGUGGGGAAGGCGAUGCUCGACGCCGCCGCCAAGUAUGGAUUUCUCUAUGUGAACAGCAAGGGCUCUGACUUUACCCCGAAAGACGUGGAUCAUGCCUUUGGUCUGUCAAAGAAGUUCUUUGCAUCCCCCGCUACGGAGAAGGAGACAUGCCGUAUCACGCCUAAUAACCGUGGCUGGUCAGGCAUGCACACAGAAACCCUUGACCCCGAGCACCAGCGCACUGGUGACUUCAAGGAAGCCAUGAAUUUCGGUGACUUCCAAGCCGGCAAAGCGCAACAACCUAUCCCACCAGUCCUGGCACCACACGAGUCCGAAAUCAGCGACUUCGCUAUCCUUUGCAAUAAAACCUGCAAUCGAGUUCUUAACCUGCUCGCCCUGGGCCUUGAGAUGCCCCAAGACUUCUUCACAACCCGCCACGACCCAAGCGGCGGACCAACAGGAAGUAUCCUGCGCUACCUAUACUACCCUUCAAUUUUCUCCCCAGCAACAGCCUCUUAUAAGCACGACAAGGACGUCCGCGCUGGCGCACACUCCGACUACGGCAGCAUCACGCUCCUCUUCCAAAAACCCGGCCAGCCGGGCCUGGAAAUUCUCACGCCGGAUGGGAGCUGGGCACCUGUGCCCAUCGUCCCGGGUAAUGAUGCCUCUGCAUUCCCUUUCCCGCCUAUCCUAGUGAAUAUCGGAGAUCUACUUAGCUACUGGACGGAUGGAUUGCUCAAGUCUACCGUGCACCGGGUUGUGUUCCCGUUGGCGGAGCAGCGGAGUCCGAACCCGCAGGAUCGGUAUACGCUUGUUUAUUUCUGUCAUCCUGUUGAUGCGACCGAGCUUGUUCCUGUGCCUAGUGAGGUUGUUAAGGGCCAUCGGGCUAAGGCUGGAGGUGUGGGUGUUGUAGGCUUUGGUGGUGGUGCGGGGACUUUGGAGCCUGGGAAGAGACCUUUGACUGCGGCGGAGCAUUUGGAGUCGAGACUGGCGGCUACGUAUGGGUUUACGAAGGAGUAA